UACCGCGACACCGAGGCGCUGCGCGAACUGGGGGUCACCCACUACCGCUUCUCCAUCUCCUGGGCGCGGGUCCUCCCCAACGGCCGCGCGGGCGCCCCCAACCGGGAGGGCCUGCGCUACUACCGGCGCCUGCUGGGGCGGCUGCGGGAGCUGGGCGUGCAGCCCGUGGUCACUCUGUACCACUGGGACCUGCCCCAGCGCCUGCAGGACGCCCAUGGCGGCUGGGCCAGCCGCGCUCUGGCCGACCUCUUCAGGGACUACGCGGAGCUCUGCUUUCGCCACUUCGGCGGGCAGGUCAAGCACUGGAUCACCAUCGACAACCCCUACGCGGUGGCCUGGCACGGCUACGCCACCGGGCGCCUGGCCCCCGGAGUCCGGGGCGGCGCGCGCCUGGGGUACCUGGUGGCGCACAACCUGCUGCUGGCCCACGCCAAAGUCUGGCACCUCUACAACACUUCGUUCCGCCCCAUGCAGGGGGGCCAGGUGUCCAUCGCCCUGGGCUCCCACUGGAUCCGGCCUCGAAGAAUGAGCGCCCACGCCAUCGCGGAAUGUCAGAGAUCGCUGGACUUUGUGCUCGGCUGGUUUGCCAGGCCCGUCUUCCUCGACGGCCGCUACCCCGACAGCAUGCGGAGCAACCUCUCCUCGCUCCUGCCGGAGUUCACGGAAUCCGAGAGGAAGCUGGUCCGGGGCACGGCGGACUUCUUUGCUCUCUCCUUUGGACCCGUCUUGAGUUUCCAGCUCCUGGACCCUCACAUGAAGUUCCGGCAGGCAGAGUCUCCCAGCCUGAGGCAGCUCCUCUCCUGGGUCGACCUGGAGUUCAACCACCCCCCGAUUUUCAUCGUGGAGAACGGCUGGUUUGUCUCGGGGACCACCGCGAGAGACGAUGCCAAGUACAUGUAUUACCUCAAGAAGUUCAUCAUGGAGACCUUGAAAGCCAUCCGACUGGACGGGGUCGACGUCAUCGGCUACACGGCCUGGUCCCUCAUGGACGGCUUCGAGUGGCACAGAGGCUACAGCAUCAGACGCGGGCUCUUCUACGUUGAUUUCCUGAGCCAGGACAAGAGGCUGCUGCCCAAGUCCUCAGCCCUGUUUUACCAAAACGUGAUCGAGAAAAACGGCUUCCCACCUUUGCCAGAAAACCAGCCGCUGGAAGGGACCUUUCCCUGUGACUUUGCGUGGGGAAUUGUUGGCGACGACGUGCCAGUAAGUUACAUCCACCACUACAUCAACGAGGCGCUAAAAGCGCACAUCCUGGACGGCGUGGAUCUUCGCGGCUACUUCGCCUACGCCCUGAGUGACCGCAGCGCGCCCAGGUUCGGCUUCUACCGCUACGCCGCCAACCAGUUCGAGGCCAAGCCGUCCCUGGAGCGUUACCGGGAGAUCAUCCGCCGGCGCGGCUUCGGGGGCCCCGGGGGGCUGGGGGCGCCCUGCCCGGGGCUGCUGGACGACGCGUGCCCCGAGUGCGGCCUCUCCCAGAGCCGGAAGGCCCUGCUGGCCUUCAUCGCCUUCCUGCUGUCCGCCUUCGUCCUCUCCCUCUGCCUGCUUUUUUACUACUCCAGGAAAUAGUGCGCACCCCCGCCCCGCGCAUGCGCCCCGUCCCCGUCCCCCCACCUCUCGCACGCGCGCCCCUCCAAGCCGCAUGCACGCCCCUUAGGCGCACGUGCCUUUCUCGCGCAGCGCAGCGCAUGGGAUAAAGCCACCAACGAGUCCACUCGCAGCCUAGCGCUUAACCUUUGCUCCACCACGUGCAGGUGCCCGUAAAACAUUCAGUCAUGUUCAUGGUGAUCAGGUGUAUUCUUCUAUCCAGAUCCAACCAGACCCCACCACGGAGGAGGGGCUGGUGGGUUUGAAUCGCUGACCUUGUAAUGACUGGCUGACCAUCUAACCCAUAUCCUCACCAGGACUCCUGAAAAGCAAACCCCCCACUCCCUGCUGUCGAGUCGAAGCAGACCACAGUGAGCUGCCUGCAGGACAGGGCAGGACGGCCCCUGUGGGUUUCCAGGCCUUUGACUCUUGACUGGAACAGACCGCCCUCGGAGCGGCUGGUGGGUUUGAUGCUCUGACCCUGCUAGACCCACUGCGCCCCCAAGUUCCU
Echinops telfairi (small Madagascar hedgehog) is the source of this 2095-nucleotide messenger RNA. It is a transcript of the gene KL, whose product is annotated as klotho. The record is from RefSeq and is a predicted model, not a curated record. The transcript is spliced from 5 exons. NCBI's taxonomy places the organism in Eukaryota, Metazoa, Chordata, Mammalia, Afrosoricida, Tenrecidae. The annotation marks the transcript as partial. Gene Ontology annotation, molecular function: hydrolase activity, hydrolyzing O-glycosyl compounds. Gene Ontology annotation, biological process: carbohydrate metabolic process.